Messenger RNA from Thunnus maccoyii (southern bluefin tuna), 6900 nucleotides. RefSeq names its product leucine rich repeat containing 9 (gene lrrc9). Gene Ontology annotation, molecular function: protein binding. NCBI's taxonomy places the organism in Eukaryota, Metazoa, Chordata, Actinopteri, Scombriformes, Scombridae. Bases 449 to 4975 code for a protein of 1508 amino acids. The record is from RefSeq and is a predicted model, not a curated record. The transcript is spliced from 33 exons.
AGUGUGGCGCCCUCACGCGGCAGGUAUAAGUUUCAACAUGGCUCCCUAGCAACCAGACUUCCUACCUGGAUACCGACAUGAUGCCAAACACCGCUGAACUGAGACGAGCCGGAGAGUUUGUGUGUUAUGCAAUUCGUCUCGGAAAAUAAGUGCUUUCUUUCCGCCACGCAAGGUUGAAUUUGUAAUUAAUUUAGGUGAAUAUAGGCAUUUGAGACGUGAGCUAAACAGUUAGCCACAGUUAGCUUUCAUGUGUGGCGACAUUAAUUUGUGUUUUGCUCACUGACUUCAGUUACAGGUAACGUACGGUGCCUCUCUGCGAGCUAACUGUCACGACUUUUCUUUUAGUUUCCCAAUAGACUUAUCAAUAAAAUACAAUACAAGUAUGUGCUUUUUAGCAGCUAAUUAGUUAGUUUUAGCUCAGCUGCACUCAAUUUCAGUACAGAAAGUUAUGAUACAGAGUGAGAAACACAAACAACGCGGUGACGAGGAGGUAGUUAAAGAAUUGUGCAUGGUCAAUGGAGUCUCCUAUGAAAAAAUAGCUCAAGAAGGGAGUAAUAUCAGCUCCCUGGAGAUCUUCUUCUCUGGAUUUCCCCGCAUGGUUGGGCUCUCCUUCUUCCCAAGGCUCUGCCAACUUACCAUAGUAGGACAGAACAUAAAACAGAUUGAGGGUCUUGAGUGCUGUCCUCUGCUCCGAGAGCUCUGGGUAGUCCAGUGUCAUCUGACUGGAAUAUCCGGAUUGCAGAAUUGCCUUCAACUAGAGAAACUCUAUCUAUACGAUAAUCAAAUCUGUGAAAUAAAUAAUUUAGAAUUGCAGAUCAACGUAGAAGUCCUGUGGCUCAACAAUAACUGCAUAACACAGAUACAGGGCUUGAACACACUUCAAAACCUCAAAGAACUAAACCUUGCUGACAAUAAUAUUAAAAAGAUUGGGCAUCGCCUUGAUCCUAAUGUCAGCCUUCAGACUAUUAAUCUGUCCGGGAACAAGAUCAGCUCCUUUAAGGAGCUGACCCAGCUUGCCCGUUUACCCCAUCUGAGAGAACUGGCACUGAAGGACCCCACGUCAACCCCAAACCCAGUGUGUCUGCUGUGCAACUAUGCCACACACGUUCUUUACCACAUGCCGGGCCUCCAGCGUCUUGACACCUACGAAGUCUCGCGCAAGCAAGUCAAGGACGCAGCCGAGUCCACUGUAAUGAAGAAGAUGAUGUAUUACAACAUGCGUGUACGCACUGCUCAGAGGAAUCUGGCAGAGACCCGGUUCAGUCUUACAGAGAAGAAGAAAACUCUGUUGCAGUUACCUGAAGAAUGCAUCAGGACACUCAAUCACACCCUCAAAAAUCUUGAACGUGAGCUGUACAAGAGGCCGGCUGGUUGCAAGAAGUCUGCCUGCACAUUUGAAGAUGGACCUCCCCACCUGGUGGAAGGUUUAACUGACAGAAGUGACCCAACAACUGACAUCAGUUGUGAUCCCACCAUGGAGCACAAAAUACUCCGAAAGAUAGAAUUACUGAAGGAGAGGCUGAUGCUAUGGACCAGGAGACUGGAUGAAAUUGAAGUCUGGUAUGAGCGGGAUUUGGCCCGAGCCACAAACAGGAUGGAGUAUACUGUCCAGUUUCUGUUGAUGGAGCUAGAAAGUGUUGGAAAUAUUCGUUUGGAAGAAGGCUGCUCCACAGACCCAUGGUUUACUUCCUGUUGCGACCUCUUGCUUUCCCGCUUCUCUCAUUUGGACUACAAGAUUCACAGCAUCACUGGCAUUAGGAUCAAUAGAGUUAUCCGCAUCCACAACAGUGCUUUGAGGCUUUGCUUUGAGGACAGACUUCAUACCUUGCUAGCCAGUGAAGAGUCUGUUACCUUUUCACACAGGAAUUACAGACGGCGGCUGGAGCACUUGUUCCACAUUGCUGACCCUGAAAAAAGCAGUGAGAAGGACAACAUUUUGUCCAUUCUAGAGGAAGGCUUCAAAACGCCAGAACAAUUAAAGGCCUUGGGAAGAGAAGGUGCUAUACCUUUAUCCAAUAGCCUGAUUGUGACCGAACAGCCCAGGAUUGAGUAUACACUCAGCCAGACCCACCAAGGGUUGUCCAAGAACACUACAGACGCAAUCCCCUUCAGACAUGGGCAGAUUAUUGUCUGCAAAGUGUUUGUGGGUCACAGCGUGCCAAUCCGAGAGGGAGAACCGGUGGAUAGAAGCAGCUAUCCCAGAGCUUUCUCUGUGUAUCGCAAUGUGGACACUAAGCAUAGAACUGCAAUGAGUGAAGAGAGACCCCGCUCCUCCAAAACACACACUGGUUCUGAGUGCAGUCCCCGACGAAGACAGUGGUUUGUGUUUGACCAUGAGCUUGUCUUGCCUGAGUACAUCAUAUAUUUUGAAUACAUCACUGGGGACCGAGAACAUCCUGCAUUGUUGGGCCGUAACACAGACAGACAUGGUACUCCUUCCAAUGAUAUCAUCCUGGACAAGGAAGUCCUCAACAUGGACCCUAUGCUGAAACCACAGCCCAGGUUGUUGAGCUUGGAUGAGAAAAUUCUCCUUAAUGUGGCCAGAGCCAAUGUCCUCAGUCAGAUCACUGUGCUGAACCUCCACGGCAACAGUCUGAGCAAGAUAAAGGAGAUUUCCCGCCUCACAGCUCUGCGGCAUCUUACCAUCAGCUUCAAUGAGUUCACACGCCUGGAUGACAUUUCUCACAUGCCCAACCUUGAGUUUUUGGAUGCUAGCUAUAACCGCCUAGUGACCCUAGAGGGGCUGAGAGGGUUGGGGCAGCUCAAACAGCUUGACGUGCGCUGGAACAAGUUGACCAACGCCAGAGAGGAUACGGCUGUGCUGAGAAAACACACACCUGCCCUGCUGAAACUAGACACCCGAUACAACCCCUGGAACAGGUCGGAGGCAGUCAGAAUGACCGUACUGGGCCGUCUCAGGACUCUCACACACCUGGAUGAUGUGCUGGUAGCAGAGGAAGAGGCUGCUGAUGCUGUUCAGAUGGCUGCUGGGUCCAAGAUUAACCAGACAUCUCUUCUGGCUCACUCACGUACCAACAGUGAACGUCCUCGCAGUCUCAGUCUGCUGUCAACAGCCCACCUCCUGUGUCUACUCAGUCCAGCACCCUGGAGCCUCAGCCGAGACCUGGAGCCAGACUGGACCGCAAAGAUCACCACCCUGAACCUUGACAGCCAGAGGAUUUCUAAGCUGAUCAAUCUGAAUAAACUGGUCAACCUGCGUUGGGCUUCCUUUAACAAUAAUGACAUCUCUAAAGUGGAGGGGCUGGACAGCUGCGUGAAGCUGGAGGAGCUCCUCCUCAACAACAACAGCAUUAGCACACUCAGUGGCCUCUCAAACCUACACUGUCUAAAUAAACUGAGUCUGGAUGGAAAUCAACUCUCUAGUCUGGACGCCUCAGUCCUCGACCAGCUACCCAACAUGUCCUUUCUGUCUGUGGAGAAUAACUGUAUCACUUCCCUGCAUGGUAUCCAGAGAGUUCGCUCCCUUCUUGAGCUCUACAUCGGCAACAACCAGAUUUCUACAUCACGAGACAUCUACUAUCUGAAGGGAUUGACAAAUCUCAUCAUUUUGGAUCUUUAUGGGAAUCCUUUAGUGGAGAAACUAGAAAACUACCGGAUAUAUGUGGUGUUCCACCUGCCCUCCUUAAAAGCACUGGAUGGGGUUGCAGUGGAAGUGACUGAGUGUGAAAGUGCGAAGGACAUGUUUGGAGGACGCCUAACCACUGACAUGGUAGCAGAGAAGCUGGGCCACUCGAACUACAUAGACAUCACUUACCUCACCCUGCAGUCCUGCUCCAUAAGGAUGGUUGAUCUAUCCCCAGCUGACCUGUUCUGUAGCCUGCGCAGUGUCAACUUAGACCACAACAACCUCACCUCCUUCUCGGGCCUCAUCUACCUUCCCAACAUCAAAGCUCUGUGUUUAAACUACAACCACAUUGAGUCCAUCCUGCCCAGGCAGAAGACUCAUCUGACAAACAGACAGAUGCUAUACAGCAAAGUCCACUCCAGUGGUUACGGCCAACAAAGCCCAUCUAAAGGCAACAGGGAAGCUGGGCCCACUGGCAGCCUCGAGCCGCUGAUGGGCAGCUUGGAGGUGUUGCAUUUGAGUUACAAUGGCAUCUCCAAUAUGGCCAAUCUGCAGCUCAGCAGGCUCACCAAUCUUAAAGCACUCUUCCUUCAAGGUAAUGAGAUCAGCCAGGUGGAAGGCUUGGAGGGUCUUCACCAGCUCCGAGAGCUUGUGUUAGACAGGAACCGGAUCAAAGCCCUGGCUGAGAACUCUUUCAUAGCCCAGAGUGUCCUGCUAGAACUGCACCUAGCAGAGAAUCGGAUCCGGGAGCUCAACCAUCUAGAUCCUCUGACGGAACUCCGCAAGCUCUUCCUCAGCAUGAACAAGCUGCAGGACAUCACAGAGCUCGACAAACUAGAAGUUCUUCCCUCGCUGACCGAGCUCUCUGUUGUUGGCAAUCCUGUGGCCCGUAAUUCUCUCCACAGGCCAGCAGUUGUGCUUCGCCUGUCACGGUUGCAGGUCCUGGAUGGAGUGAUGGUCACACUGGAGGAAAGGACCAGAGCUGAACUCCUCAGUGCAGAUGCAUCACCAUGGCCCCAAUCCCCCGGAGCGUCUCUUCCUGCUACUGAAAUAAACCUACCUGGACUUCUACCCCUCAUGCCUCGUAACACCCCUCUAAGAGGAAUGAGUAUGAGUGGAGGACUGCAGAACUUUAUGCAUGGCCACGAUAUCCUUCCAAGUAACAUGGACGAGGCCCAACCUCAUUACACAUACAAGUACAAGAAGCACAAGCACAGUAAUGCUGCUCGAAGCGGCCAAAGUGACAUUACUUUCAGACAUAUCCGAAGAACAGGAAGCAACCUGCCAACCGCAGGUCUCCUUCUGGAUGGGAACAGAGUCAUCAUCACAUAUCCCAACCAGGAGCAAGACAGCAGAUUCCCAAAUGAUGGUAAACAUCCACCCAUGUAGCUGCCAGAAGAUACUCCGUGUCAAUCAGUACACAAUCCAAAGGAUGAGAGGUUUUGAUGUCAUUUCUAGUGCUAUCCCAUCCUUGGCCCAAAACAAGUGAAAAAACACCCACAGAUGUAAGGGCGUGUGAGGCUGGCAUGUUGCAUCCAUCGGGUCAAAUGCAUCCCCAACAAGUGGAUAAUCCAGCUUUAGCACACCUCUCUGCGGACAAUAAUCUGCAAUCACUCAGAUAAAGAUGUAAUCUUGAAUGAGGUCCAAAUGGAUUUCAGAGAUUGUCAGUUUCAUCAUGUUAGCCUCUUUUCGAAAAGCCCACCGCGGUUUCGCCUCUAAUAGGCAAAUCUCAUGUGUUGUAACUGGAAAUGAACCAGUCACCCACUCCACUCGACAUUUAUGAUGUUAGUUCUGCUGCACAUGAGAUUAUAAUCCUCCCUGACAUCCUUUCAGUUUAGUCUAGUAGUCCUGUAGAAACACCAGUAUGAUCCUCACAGUAAAUGUGGAAGAUAUGACGUGUACUAUGUGAUCAAAAACCUUUUCAUUCUGGGACCUCUAAUAAAUGUAUGGUGAAAAUAUUUAGAUAAUAUGACAUUCAUUCUCAUCCAUCAACUGAGGCAUGAAUAUCAUAAUGCAGAGAAAGAAAGCCGUUCUCACUGUCACUGUGCAGACCGCUCUUACCAGUCUGAACAACCUUUUGUUAAGUUAAAUUACUGUCUUACUUUUCCUGAAACCUGUACUUUUUUGUGUGCCUAGAAGACACACAUAAUUUAGCUGGGACCCAGUCUUAGAUAAUAUUCUCUAUGUCCUAAAUUGUAAAUGAAACAACACCAAAAGCAAAGAAAUCAGCAUUUCAUCAAAGGACACCACUUUGAAUUGGUUUACGAGUUGUAAUAUUGAAGGUAAAAGAAGCAACAUUUCCUUUAAUGUUCCUUCCACGAACCUCAGCUGCGGAGUUUAUGCAUCAGUGAUGUCAGUGUGACCACUAGGUGUCCUUAGAGCUCCAUUAGCUCUCCCUGUAUGACACUGCUAACCAGCCAUCAAUGAAUUCACCUUUAGCCCUGCAGGUAAUAAUUUAUCAGUGGAAGACGGAUCUGUGUAUUUGUGUUUCUUGUCUGUGUAGCCUUUGAUGAACAUGUUAGGCAACAUCCAGUUCUAGGCAGCAAAAGUGAAAAGCUCUCCCCAAACAAGCUUCUCUAAUGCAUGUACUUAACUUCACUUAAUUUGUGUUAAUUCCCAGCAUUAAGCGGGGCUAAUGACUGUGCAAGUGAGUGCACUGUCAUUACCUUGCUCUGCCUGACAUCAAAUGGCAUCUGAUGGACUCACACUGAAAAAAAAAAAAAAAAAGAAACUAAUGCACAGAUUUGGGGGCUCAGUGAGAGUGCUCUAAUGCAUUAGGUAUUGCAAAGGAUAAUUACACAUUUUAUAUUUGUGUACAGUAUGUGCAGUAUGGAUAUGUUAGAAGUAUUAAUGUUUUUAAUGCAAUUGUAUGUCUAUGUAGAGUAAGCGUAUAGUGAGUAUACCACCUCAUACAGUAUGUUUCUCUUUGCAUAUCUGUCAGUAUUUCUAACAUUAAAAUGACAUUAGCAUAAAGAUUGUGAAUAAUUCAUCAGUUCUGAGUGAACCCAGAUGCACUGCUUUCUCUGUCUAUCUCCCUCCCUCUCUCUCCUCGCUCCUCCAUGUGAGCAGACCACAUGGUUCGUAGCCGGUUUAAUGGGAUGGAAUGUGACAGGUUAUGUUUUCAUCUGCCUGAUAUGGAGCCCGGCCCGGGUGGGAGGAGGACAAGAGGGAGAAAGAGAGAUGGGGGGAAGAGGGGGGAGAAAGACGGUGAGGGAGUUGGUCUCUGCUGUUGUAAUCUGGAUUCAUAAUUAGAUGUGUUUGUGCUUGUCGUGAAUCAGUUAGAGAUGAUGCUCUCCCCCCCCCCCCCCCCCCCC